CGUCAAUCAGAAGCUUGGUUUUGUUUUGUUUCAUGGCGCAUGCGCGCCGCCUGCAUCCGGCAGCCGGGGAGAAUUGCUGCCGGGCUCUCCUUGGCGUGGUUCUGCCGGUCAUGGCUCCGGACUCCGGGCCCUUCCCUGAUGGACAGACUUUGAAGCUGCUGCCGGUGGAUCCCCGGGACCGGGGUACCCAGCGCUGCCGCCUGGGGCCGGCGGCCCUCCGCAGCCUGGGCGCCCGCCUGGGCUCGCCGCUGAGGAUCUCGUUGCCCGCCGGCGGCUGCUGCCUCUGCACGGCCUGGCCCCGGCGCGACGGGGCGGACGGCUUUGUGCAGCUGGACCCGCAGUGCGCGAGCCCCGGGGCCGCGGCAGCAGCGGGCAGGAUCAGUCUGGACAGCUUGCAGCCGGUGCCCUGUCCGCCGCUGCGGCGCCUCGAGGUGUGGCCGGCGCUGCGACCGCAGGCGGGAGCCCCGAGCCCCGCUGCGGUGCUGGAGGUAGCGCACGAGCUGCUGCGCCACCGGCCGGUGUCGCGGGGGCACGUGGUGGCCACCCCUCCGGGCGUCCCCGGCCCCGUGGCAGCGCUGCACGUGGUGGGCGGGACACCGGACCCGGAGCCCGCCGGGUUGGUGACACCGCACACCCGCAUCACGCUCAGCGACAAGCCGCCGCCGCCGCCGCCGCCGCAGGUCGAGCCUCCCGGGGAGGUGGCCCUUGGGGGCCUGUCGGAGACGGCCGACUCCCUGCGGGAGCUGCUCCGCCUGCCGCUGCGCUACCCGCUCGCCCUCGCCGCGCUUGGGCUGGCGGUGCCUCGCGGGGUGCUCCUGGCGGGACCCCCGGGAGUGGGCAAGACCCAGCUGGUGCGUGCCGUGGCGCGCGAGGCGGGCGCCGAGCUGCUGGCGGUGAGCGCCCCGACCUUGCAGGGCGCCCGGCCCGGGGAGACCGAGGAGAACGUGCGGCGCGUCUUCCAGCGCGCUCGGGAGCUGGCCAGCCGCGGGCCCAGCCUCCUCUUCCUGGACGAGGUGGAUGCCCUGUGUCCCCGGAGAGGCGGCCCGCGGCGAGCCCCCGAGAGCCGCGUGGUGGCCCAGGUGCUGGCGCUGCUGGACGGCAUCCACGGGGAUCGGGAGUUUGUGGUGGUGGGAGCCACUAACCGGCCAGACGAGCUAGACCCAGCGCUGCGCAGACCCGGGAGGUUUGACCGAGAGGUUGUCAUUGGGACUCCCACGCUUAAACAAAGAGAGACAAUUCUGCAAGUGAUUACUUCGAAGAUGCCCAUCUCCAGUCACAUUGAUUUCAGUCUCCUGGCAGAAAUGACAGUUGGCUAUGUCGGUGCUGACUUGACGGCACUCUGUAGGGAGGCUGCCCUGUGUGCCCUUCUUAAGCAUGAGAAGAACCAAGACAGUCCUAAGAUUGAUGAAACAGACUUUCUUGAAGCCUUGAAAAAGAUUCAGCCCUCAUCGUUUCGGAGUUCUGUUGGACUGAUGGACAUCAAGCCUGUUGGCUGGGAGCAGAUAGGAGGACUUGAGCAUGUAAAGCUGAAGUUAAAGCAGUGUGUCGAGUGGCCUCUGAAGUUCCCUCAGGAAUUUGCUAGGAUGGGUCUGAAGCAGCCAAAGGGCCUUCUCCUCUACGGUCCCCCUGGGUGUGCUAAAACCACUCUGGUGAGGGCCCUGGCCACAAGCUGCCACUGCUCUUUCGUGUCAGUGAGCGGAGCCGACCUCUUUUCACCUUAUGUUGGAGAUUCAGAAAAAGUCUUGUCUCAGGUAUUUCGACAAGCAAGAGCCAAUACUCCAGCGCUUGUGUUUUUGGAUGAAAUUGACUCAGUCUUGGGGUCUCGCUCAGUCGGCACCUUGGGAUGUGAUGCUCGGGAGCGAGUUCUUUCAGUUCUGCUGAAUGAGCUCGAUGGUGUGGGAGUUAGGAUGGUAGAGAGAAGAGGGAGUAAAUCAGACCACCAGGAAUACCAAGAAAUGCUUCAUCGGAAUGUCAUGAUUGUUGUGGCAACAAAUAGGCCUGACGUUUUAGAUGAUGCCUUGUUACGACCUGGAAGACUGGAUAAGAUGAUCUAUGUGCCCCCUCCUGAUCGAGAGGGCAGGCUGUCUAUUUUAAAAGUCUGUACGACCAACAUGCCAAUAGGGCCUGACGUUUCACUAGAAAAGCUAGCAGCAGAAACGCGUUUUUUCUCCGGAGCUGAUCUCAGAAACCUGUGCAAAGAAGCUGCCUUGUUUGCUCUGCAGGAGAACGGACUGGAAGCAACCACCGUGAAUCAGGAGCACUUCGGAGAAUCACUCAGGACCGUGAAGCCAUCCUUAAGUCGGAAAGGCUUGACUCUGUAUGAAAACCUGUUUAAGAAAGGCCUUUCUAACUUGGAAGAUAAUUAAAUUUUUAUUUUAUUUGGUUUUCA
Molecule: messenger RNA, 2389 nt
Organism: Peromyscus californicus insignis
Lineage: Eukaryota; Metazoa; Chordata; Mammalia; Rodentia; Cricetidae
Gene: Afg2b
Product: spermatogenesis associated 5 like 1
Exons: 8
Coding region: 33-2366 (777 amino acids)
Molecular function (GO): ATP hydrolysis activity; ATP binding
Source: RefSeq, a predicted model, not a curated record